Molecule: messenger RNA, 9390 nt
Organism: Tympanuchus pallidicinctus (lesser prairie-chicken)
Lineage: Eukaryota; Metazoa; Chordata; Aves; Galliformes; Phasianidae
Gene: SAR1B
Product: secretion associated Ras related GTPase 1B
Exons: 8
Coding region: 235-831 (198 amino acids)
Biological process (GO): membrane organization; vesicle organization; intracellular protein transport
Cellular component (GO): COPII vesicle coat; endoplasmic reticulum exit site
Molecular function (GO): GTPase activity; GTP binding
Source: RefSeq, a predicted model, not a curated record
GUCACCCGUCAGGGCAGGGAGCCCGCGUGUAAAACACAGGGUCAUCGCUACAGAAAUUGCUUAAACGUCCCCGCGUUCCUCUCGGUCCCCACUGCGAGUCCGCUGUCGGCGGGGCGGCACUGCCGUACGCGGUGCUCGGUGAGAGCCGGCGAGUCGCCGUGCGGCACCGCGGAGUGGGAGCCCCAAUUCGGCGAACGGACGGGAUCCUCAGCGCUGGGACUAAAAGAUUCAGAUAUGUCCUUCAUAUUUGACUGGAUUUACAGUGGCUUCAGUAGUGUAUUACAGUUCUUAGGACUGUACAAGAAAUCAGGCAAACUAGUUUUUCUUGGACUGGACAAUGCUGGAAAAACUACACUGCUGCACAUGCUCAAAGAUGACAGGCUGGGACAGCAUGUCCCCACACUACACCCCACUUCAGAAGAGCUGACAAUUGCUGGUAUGACUUUCACUACUUUUGAUCUGGGUGGACAUGCUCAAGCUCGCAGAGUGUGGAAAAACUAUCUGCCUGCCAUCAAUGGCAUUGUGUUCUUGGUGGACUGCGCAGAUCAUGACAGACUGCUUGAAUCAAAGGAAGAGCUCGAUUCACUAAUGACAGAUGAAACUAUUGCUAAUGUGCCUAUCCUAAUCCUUGGUAAUAAGAUUGACAGACCUGAAGCCAUCAGUGAAGAGAGGUUACGAGAGAUGUUUGGUCUGUAUGGCCAGACAACAGGAAAGGGCAGUAUACCAUUGAAAGAACUGAAUGCAAGGCCACUAGAAGUGUUCAUGUGCAGCGUGCUAAAGAGACAAGGCUAUGGAGAAGGAUUCCGUUGGAUGGCACAGUACAUUGAUUAAUGCCAAGAUCACAUUAGUGCAUCCUGUCCCAUGUCUGAAUAUUAAGUCUGCUCCUUAUUUGAUCACUCGGUGUACACAACUUGGAUUCAUUUGACUGUUUAGUUAUAAAAGCAUCCAUUUUUACAUAAUUGUAUCUCCUAUGCUAAAUUGUAAGUGUGAGGAUUGAGACAUUCUUUCAAGCAAGUUUGUAAGUUGAAGUACCACCACAUGUUAGCUUUCUAAUCCCAUACAGCAUUCUUUUGCAACAUUUAAUUUAACAAGUCUCCAGCACCAUUUUUGGACAGAGCAACUUUCCAGUACAGUAUGUUUGAAUGCACUUUUUAACAGCUAAAAACUGCAAACGUGAGAAAUAUUUAAUGCUUAUCAUGUUAAAUUUUUUUAUGUACUUUUUUGAAACUGGUUUUAUAACUUUAGAGUAUAUAACCAUCUUUCAAGGAAUAAUAAAUAAUUAGCUGAUGGAUAAUUGCAUGAUGCCUUACAGUUUUCAAUAAUAUACUUUCUUAUGCAACGUCAUGCAAUAAAUUUAAAUCCAGUUUUUGGCAACUUUAAUGGAAAAUGUUUCAUUUUAAUGUGUCUUAACUAGUGAGGCUGUCUGACGAUCUGAAUAUGGGGGAUGUUUUCCCGAAGCACAGAAGGCCACAAAGUACUUUCAUUGUAUAUUGGAGAGUAAACUGUUUCCUUCAGACUACCAAAUUGCAUUUCCUUUAGGAUUUUACAUUAAUGGAACUCUAAUCUGAUGCCCUUAUAACUACCACCUUUAAAAAGUACAGAUCAUGGAAAUCAGUUGUGCCGAUGCAGAUCUUGAACUAAUGUAAAAAGCGGUCUUACUCUGCUGGUACCUUGACUUACACCCCUGAAAUGACACAGAAAUUACAAUCACCAUUAGUGCUACACUGAAUUGUUCUGUUCUUGGUUUCAGUAGAUUUGGAUUCUGCCAGAAGAUUUGUCUGUGACAUUGCCAGAAACAAAACAAAUCGCUGCUGUCGCUUGUGAAAAUGUGUCAGCCCACCCCUAAUUGGACAGUUUUAUUUUGGUGUUCUGAGUUGGAACAAGAUGGAUUGUUUUCUGCAGUUUUGCCCUGAAGCUCGGUCAGAAUGGCAGUUGUUGCGUGCCCAGGUGGCUUGUUUCUGGGGUCAAAUUCCAUUAUCUUCAGUGCAUGUUUCCAGACUUUUGACUGUUUUUUCCCCACCUCCCAGUGCAUUCGCUCCCUGAGCAGGUUAUUUUCUAAGAAGGAGAGGUGACGCACGUAAAUAUAUGGACAUCUUGUUGACACUGGCUGACAUUGCCAUGGAACUGUGAUUUGUGUUUCUGUGUGCAGCAGAUGUAGCUGAUGAAGGUAGGGCUUCAGCCCUGGGAUCGUUGUUUCGCUGCGGUGGGUUUGGCUUUCACUGUGCAGUGUGUUUCACCUUUGCUCUUCCACUUUUCACAAGGGUGAAAAGUAUUGAACUGCUACAGAUGUUCUUACAGAAUCCCAGGGCUGGGGCUGCUUUUUACUCACUGUUGUCGAACUUCUCUAAAAUGCUUUAGGCCCUGUUUCUUCAACAUCAGUAGCAGCAAACAAAUUUCUGUCUCUCUUGGUUUCGUACAUAAUUUUCUCUCUUAAACCACUGAGUUUGAAUCUCGUAUUUUAAGCCUGCAGACUUUAAAUGUGAGCCCGUAGUCUCUAAAUAGGCACAUGGUGAGUAAAUAAGGGGUACUCCCCUCCCGGAUCAGGGCUUGUGUGAUUAAAUAAUGAUGAUGGUUUCCCCUCAGUCCAAGGUUGUGCGUCUGAAUCAGAUGAAUAAUCCAUAACCUAAUAUAGACGAUAGCUGGCACUAGUUACAGCACAAUCUUGCAAAAUUUUAAGCAUACUUUGUGCGUGGUGAAGAACAGAAGUGAGGCUGUGGGGUAGAUUGACCAGCAUGAGUUGAUCCUGCCUUUAAACCAGUGCUUUGCUGCAGAGCAGUGCCUCCGCGUUGCACAAGUCGAACAGUAGAUAAGAAAUGUCAUCUUACAGGUGUGUAGACAACAUGCGAGUCUUUGCUCACAUGAUGGGGAACACAGAUUUUUCCCCACCCCACAUGUUUUUCUCAUAAUGGUUAUAAUGCAACAGUGUAAAUAUUCAGAACUGCUUCUUGCGGUCACGUAGCUGUGUUGAAGGGGGAGACUUGGGACUGUGCUGCCUGUGUUGAUGGAAAUGAAGCUGGAAGUGGAGUUGUGCUGCUCUCGUGCUCCUCUCUGAGUGGGGAGUGCCUGCAGACCCCUUCCAUAGGCUGAGCCAUUCCACGGGUGUUGGAAGAGAGAGGGGACCUCUUCAGCUGCCACUCAACCUACUGUGAAUAACAUGAGCUGUAAGGAGAGGGCUGAUAGUCUGAAGAGCUAAAAAAGACCAGAGGUGAUGCUGCUUUAAAAGUGUGUGAAGGGUAAUUCUUAGCGUUACAGAAGUACUCAGAUUUCAUGUUUCAUACGGUGAGAUGCUAGUUUAAAUGUGGUUGUAAUAAGGGCAUGAAGAAAUUUGGACCUUUUGUUUUCUGUCUGGGUAUCGUAAUGGUUCCCACUGUGGGAACAGCUGAACAACAGUCACCAAUAAUCUCACUGUUCUUUCUGGAGAGGAAAUAUUUCCUCUGUAGUUUACAUUCUGUUGUGCACAUGAAUGUGAAUGGAUGUUGUGUAUCUUUGUGUGAAGACUUUAUUGAUAGAAAAAUACACUCGUGAGAGUUCUUCUGGUGGUUUUCAUCCCCACCACCCCUCCAUCUCCUGUACCUUUAUUUCUGGAGGUUGCUUAUUGCUGUGACUGUGACCAGUCCUACUAACUUACAAAAGAAGCAACGUUCACAUCUGGGUCUGACUUUUGUGAAUUACGUUUGCACUCUUGACUAUGCAGAUUUCAAUUAAGCAUCACUUUAAAGAACGUGAAAAAGAAAAUUCAUUGAUAACUGUGUUAUUUGUGGAGUCUCAAAUUUGCUUUUGCACCACAACAUUAAAACAAAUGAGUGCAGAUUUCUAAAAUACUAACAACAACUGCAGACAAAACGGCCCAUAUUUCACUGCAGUGACCCCAUAUAGGAGCAUCUGUGAGUUGAAUAACAUUUAUUUUGCUUGGAUUUAAUUAGACACUGGUUUUAGUAUGCACUGUGCAACCGAGGGCCAUUGCUGCAUUUCAGUCUUAGUUUAAUUCAUUUUUGUAGCAACAUUUAUUGGCAUUGGAGGUGGGAAAGAUCUGUGACUGUUCUCAUUUACCCUCGUCCAGACCAAGACUAUUUCAUGAAGUGUAUUAUCUCAUGCUGUAUUCAGUGUUCAGGUACUGUCUAUGAUGUGCCAAAGAUGACCUAUGGCAUUCACUGGAAUAUAAUACCUGCAUGUACGCGAGCUUUGCCGUGUUUUCAUAGUUGGAAUUCAGCAGCAAAUCGAGCAUUUGACAUCUGCUUGUUUGUAACUAAACUCAACUCAGAAAAACGAUAUUGUUGUUCUUCAGUCCCAGUGAAUUCACAGGUCUGCUUCAAGUAGAGUUGUUCUCUCUCAUUUGUACUGUCAGCGUGUUUGGUUGUCACCAACCAAAGUCCAAUAUUUCUAUCGACUACAACAUGCUCAGCCGCAGUGUAAAUACUGUAAUCAUGAGUUAUGGACUUCUGAGAUGCAUUACAAACAGCCUAAUCCAUUGGCUGUCGGUGGGGACGUGUAACUUAUUUGCACUUAGAUAAACCACUUUUGCACUAGUAUCUCAGCGUGGAACUAAACAUUUUCUGUUUUGAAAUGUAAGUGCUCUGAAUGUUUAAAAGCAUAAUUUAUAUAAUAAACUGCAGAGGAAGAACUAAAGAUGAAAGUGGUCUUAAACAUGUCCUUAAUGUGGUGUUUCUUAUUAUUUGUGUUGUCACAUCCCAGGCUUAAAAUGUAAGUAUCAGAAAAUAAAGUUCUGUGUUGGGAUUUGAAGAAAAGGAGUUCAAAGCAGGUAAUUCUUGUCAAAUAAUUACACUGUCCAUGGGCAAGAAGAAGUGUUCUGGCAUAGCACACAUUCUGGUAGUGACUGGGGGGGGUUUCAGCUGGCUGUAAUAGCAGCUCAACCUGUUCUUCAUCAGUAUUUCUGUUCAUGUCUGCAUGGAAGCAGAUCCUUAAUGCAGAAAACAUCACCAAAAAAAACCCACCACCAACAAAGAAGCAUCAUGACAUUACCUUUGUUGUGAUAUUUAAGUGGGAUAGAAGGAUCCAGUUUUACAAACAGUAACUGUCUUUACAGCCUUGAUGCGGUUUUCAUUCUAGGAUCUCAGGGCUUUUUCAUGCAAAUGCUGCCUAGCCAUCGUCGUGCUGCAGAGGGCUCUUGCCCUUGAUUAACCGUGAGGAAAACAAAGUCCAGAAGGAACUUGUCAUACCUGGUCACUGCCUGAGUGAAGGGAGCGCACAGAGCCACCAGCAGCAGUCUGAAGUGGAGCAGUGCCUCAGUGAACCUGCCUCAGUGAACCUGCACCCUGCUUGCCCGUGUUCUAGAGAGAAGAGGAAACGUUUGCUGUGCAUUUGCUCUCAGCAGUGCAACUGUGCUUGAGCACCCAAACCUGGGAGUCCCCUGGCAGGGGUGUGCUGUGACCGCUGUCAGUCUGGGAAGGGAUCAGUCUGACUCUUGCUGUGCUGUGUCCUGGUGGGGAAGCUGAGCUGUUGAUGGCAUUUGCUCCUUGGCAGCUAAUGGCUGGGGACAGCUGUGGGACAGAGGAAGGAAGAAAUCAUCUGGGUUGAAACGUGGGCCCCUUGUCAGAGAGCAAAAGGGGAGAACAGUGGAGCAUCCCAGUGCUGGGGGCAUCGCUUUGGGUUUCUGACCAGAGAUAAGCAUGAGCUGCAGGAUGUUGGAUGGGAUUUGGGGCUCUUGUGACUGCUGGCACUCAGAGCCAGGCUUUGAGCUGAGAUGUUUGGUUCCAGCCCAGGGCCUGGACGCCAUUUCCUCACUGCUUUCCUGGAGCAGGAUCCUGGGUUGGGUUCAACUCCGUGGAGCUGUGGAAGGAAGGCUCCUGGAUGUGCCACCACUCGUCUUGCUGUUGAAACUAAGGAAUUUAAAGCAAACCUUUUGGAAGCAAUGUUACUGAGAUGCAUUAGUACAAAAUUGCAGAGGACAUCCAGUGAAAGUGCUCAGUAGGUUCUAAGGGAAAAAUCAGAGAAAAGGAAUCUGCUGGGGAGAGAGAAAUCUUUUCUUUUACUGCGAGUAAACACGUGGAGGGGAAGCUGUGUGGCCACAGCCGGAGAGCAGCUGGAGCUCUGGGUGCUGCUGGGGGCACAGUGCUGGGGCACAGCGGGAGGAGGCAGAGCUGACGGCACCACAUAAGAUUUUAUAGAGCCUGUGCUUUUUUAUGGGCAUCUGAGAUGCUUUUAGAGCUGGCCUAAGGAUGACGGGUGUUCCUAUGGAUCCAGCCCUCCCGUUGGCUGCCUCCCACCCAUUGCUCUCCGUGCAGCUCCAGCACACAUCCCCGGGAGGAGCGGUGAUGCGAUGGCUGUGCCUGGAAGUGUGUCUGCACAGAGAGCACGGCUGUGAUUUGCACUUCUUUUAUUUUACUCCUCCUCUAGUCCUGCCAUCUGCUGUUACUACUUCUGUAAUGCCAUUUUGUUUCCUCAUCUCAAACUUGAAUUGUCUCCUCAGUUUCAAAAGCAGCAUGACUUUUUUUAUUUUUUCCCCCAGGCUGCUUUGGGGAGCUUUCAUUUCUCAAGAGGUUGAUGCUUGAAAUCCCAGGAAUGGGGAAGGCGGUUGGAGCGCCUGGGUGGGUGAGACAUCAGCAGCCCCUGGGGGUGCUUUGGGACAGCAGAUCACAGCCAGAUCCUUGGGCUGACGUUGGAUGUUUCCCUCGUUUUGUGGUAAGUUGGAAGUUUGUUUUUUUUUUGUUUUUUGGUUUUUUUUUUUAGAGCUUUUUAUUAUUCAUCUGUUGCAAUCAUGGCAAACGCAUCAUUUCACAGCCCUACAUGGAAAUCCAAAGCCAGGGAACUAUUUUUAGAGCACUAAAUGCCUCCCCUCGACGUAUUCACUGUGGAAGAAUAAAUACCAAAGGCGCUCUUGUCACAUCUGAGGUGGUUACAUAGCAGCACAGCAGUGGCUGUAAUGGGGAAAGAAAGCAACGUUGUGCCACCAGCACUUCAUUAAACACAAUGAAGAAGAUCCUACUGCGAUCCUUCCAGGGGAAGCUGAGGGGAAAUUCAUUCACUUCCACAUCCAUCGCUGCGGAUUUACGGGGACAUCUCCAUCCCACUGGUGUUUCAGAGAACAGAAGCGUUUGGGUAGGAAAGAGCUCUCAGAUCCCCCAUCCAACCCCAUCCCUCCACCGUAGCCACGUCCCCACGUGCCACGUCUCCAUGGCUUGGGAGCACCUCCGAUGCCCAGCGAUGGAAAUUCAGUGCAAACCCUUUGGGCAGAGAUACCCACACCACUCAGUGGCACAGAGCACGCCGAUAUGCACGCACACGUAAAACACUGCUUUAUUGACUGCAUUUGCCAACACAUUGAGGAAUGCAAAGGUUUCGUUUUGUUGUUUCGGUUUUGUUUUUCUCUCAUAAGCCAUGGGCCAUGGUCCCAAUGUGUAUUAAAGCAUACACUGUACCUAAACAGGAUGAAAAUAAUGGCAGACAGAGCUAUUCCAAGGCAACACAAAGAGCAUGCAUAAUACAGUCUCACACAGAACGAGUCUGAUAACAUUAUAUUGCUUUAAGGAUUAACUAACAUGGAAAAUGUACAAAAAGGAGAAAUAGGUUUUUGCAUUAAUGAAAAAUACAUUUUUUUUUUCUCUACAAAGGAAUUUCUAAUACAAGAAAAUAAAUAUUGCAACAUAAGCCAAAAAUAAUUUAAAAUUGCUCUUUUCAAUAUAUUUUCAAUAUUUCUCUUUUCUAUUAACAAAUGGCACAUCACGUUCUUUGAAACAAAGAAAACAGAAGGGUUUCCUCCUCCUGCGACAUUCAUAUCGUUUCCUGUGACUGACGUGGGGUGGGUCUGGGCUGUGUGCGGGUGGAGCAAACGGGGCGACCCGGAGGAACCAACAGCCCCAGGCACGGCCAGAGGGGCGAAGGAUGGAUGGGUUUGGGUUUGGGGAGCGGGGCUGUGAGCGGGGCUGAGCCAGCGCUGUGCUGGUGCCGGGGCUGCUGGAUGGGGCCGCCCCGCUGCCGAGGCGACGGGCGCUCUUACAGUGCAAACUGCGGUUUAUACAUCUGAAAAGACAAUAUUUUUCUCUAGCAAAAUAAACCCCUUAGAUUCUCUUUCGUCUCAAAAUACAUUUUACAGCAUCAUCAAAAACAAAAUACGGCCCUUUGUGCAUCGCUCUCAUCACGCAGCCCCCCCGCUCCUCCCGACCCAGUGCCGAACCGCGCGGCUGGGGCUGUUCCGCAGGGUCCCCCGUUUGCUUUCCUGUACUGAGAAGACGAGGAGUGCAGAAGCCGAUGAGUGGAGCUGUGUACAGUGAAAAGUUGUGGAUUGCUUUUGUUUAACCAUAACUGAGUGAAGCACACGGAAGCAAGAUUCAUUAAAAGGCAGCAUAUUGAUUAUUGGUAUGACUCUUAUACUAGGAUACUGUAGCUAAAGCUAGCAAGCCUGAUAAGAUAAACUAAGUCCUAUUUACUGUAUUUAACAUUAUCUGAACAUACCGAGCCUUAAUUAAUGAGCAGAUUUUCACCUCCAACCUCGGUGGAUGAAUUGCUAUGGGAGGUGGUUCCCGUUUGGCCGAUCCGUGGUUCUGCUCCCCGCGGUGCAGCCGUGCUCUGGGUGCUCCAUCCCAGCUCGGGGGGCACCCGGGGCUGCGUGCUGCCUGGGGUCAGCCGGGCUGCAAUCUGACCGCUAGUAAGGACUCUCUGAAGGCUGAUAAAGCUCAUCUACUCUAAAACACCGGGACAGUCGGUUAAAGGAGUCUCAGAGUAUCAGAAGAAAGCUCACAGUGAAAUGAGCAAAAAGCACUGGAAAUCAAAACGGAGGGGCGUGGGCUCAGCACCCCUUCAGCAAGCUUGGAACCUAACGCCGCAGCAGUGUGCAUGAGUGUGUCUUUAGUCCUUGGUUGCUAAAUAACUCCCAAUUGUUCCUAGUGACAAGUUUCCAGUUUCUGGCUGUGCUGCUCGACUGUCAACGUAUUCUUUGGCAUCCACAAAAAAGAUUUGACUGUUCUGUUGGACAACUGUAGUAAGGUUUUCUGUUUGAAGUGAUGGGUUUAACCAGUUGCAGAAGUGUCCCAGGUUAGUUAGUUUCUUUUUUUUUUUUUUUUUUUUCUUUUUUAAACAUUUUUUAUUAUUAUUUUUAAAAAACAACAACAACAAAAGUUUCAGUGAAUUCCUUUUUUUUUUUUUUUGUUCCCUGAGCUCACACUGGGGUCACUCCAAUAAAACACGUAGCGCGACUUCACUGUGACCUUUGAAGCCAAAACUGAAGUAAUGGUGCAAUUAAGUGCAAACACGGAAAUUCGCCUGACUCGUCGGUAACAUGGGCUUUGAACAACAUUUAAGGCUUAUUGGGGACAUUUUAUGCAUUAAAUUAUUGUCAUAUUUAUAAUGUCAGCUUCUGUGAAUCACCCUCCCACAAGGAAUCAACAGCUCGUAACCAGGAUUUAAGGAAUAAAACAAAAAAACAAAAAAAAAAAA